This is a messenger RNA of Spodoptera frugiperda (fall armyworm), 5887 nucleotides long. RefSeq names its product phospholipid-transporting ATPase IF. The transcript has 17 exons. Gene Ontology annotation, biological process: phospholipid translocation. Gene Ontology annotation, cellular component: endoplasmic reticulum; trans-Golgi network; plasma membrane. Bases 142 to 3519 code for a protein of 1125 amino acids. Gene Ontology annotation, molecular function: ATP binding; magnesium ion binding; ATPase-coupled intramembrane lipid carrier activity. Lineage: Eukaryota; Metazoa; Arthropoda; Insecta; Lepidoptera; Noctuidae. The record is from RefSeq and is a predicted model, not a curated record.
GUAUUCAUUGUUAUAUUUGUGUUUCACUCGAGCGGUCAUGAAUGUGUUGUACAUAAAUACUUAAAUAACACAACCUCCUUCUUUUUUUAAGUCGGUUAAUAAAUGAAUGUUUGUUGCUAAAAUGUGAUACAUGUGUUGAAAAUGAGACAGUGUGUGGGAUAUAUUUUCAAUUUGAUUCAUAGAGUGUAUUUGUAUUUAUUAUCGUGGGUGGCUUAUUUUGUGUCCUUUUUUUACAAUGGCAACAAAGUAUCAGCGACGGCGCAGACGCGACAGAUCGACGUCGGCUCCCCCGUCGAAGGCGAGAAGAAGAAACACAACAAAAUCAAGACGUCCAAGUACACGCUCCUCUGGUUCCUGCCAAAGAAUCUAUCGGAACAGUUUCGGAGAGUGGUCAACUUCUACUUCUUGAUAGUCACCAUCAUCUCUAUUGUUAUUGACAGUCCAGUGUCUCCGUUCACGAGUAUUCUUCCCCUAAGCUUCGUGGUGCUGGUAACAGCUGUGAAGCAAGGCUACGAAGAUUGGCUAAGGCACAAGGCUGAUAACAAGGUCAACAAUCAGAUAGUCGAAAUAGUCCACAAAGGCGUGAUCAAUGAAGUUCGGAACUCCUCAAUCGCGCCUGGCACUCUUGUCCGAGUGCGGAGAGGGAAGGAGGUACCAGCGGACUUGGUGCUCCUCUGCUCUGCCGGGGACAAGGGAAAAUGUUACGUCACUACGGCCAAUUUAGAUGGAGAGACCAAUUUGAAGACUUUAAGAGUACCACCGCCUUUAGUCGGCUUUACUCCAGAUAUCCUCCCUCACGGUAUGAAAAUCGAGGUCCCCAACCCAGUCGCAGAUCUGUACACGUUCUACGGUCGCCUGGAGAUCCCUUACCAGGACAGUCUGGUACUGACUCCGGAUCACCUCAUGCUGAGAGGAUCCAGGGUUAAGAAUACUGAAUGGGCUAUUGGCUGUGCUGUUUAUACGGGUGAAGAAACGAAACUAGCACUUAACUCAAAAUACACAGGGAACAAAUUCUCUUCAAGCGAGUUGGCGAUCAACAAGUCUCUGCUAUGGUUCAUAGGGCUGCUAAUCGCUGAAAUAGUUGUAUCUUUGGUCGCAAAAUUAUGGAUAGAGCGACGGAACCGAGAGAGAGACCUGUACUUAGGACCUGGGAACCCAAUACCGGCUCCAUUUGGCAGUAUCCUACAAGAUCUGUUUUCUUUCUUACUGCUGUAUUAUUAUAUUAUACCAAUGUCUUUAUAUGUCACCAUUGAGCUGUAUAAGUUUAUUGGAUCACUAUUCAUAGCUUGGGACGAGGAUCUUCGUUGUGAAGAAACAGGAAGACCAGCGGCAGCCAACACAUCAGAUUUGAACGAAGAGUUGGGCCAAGUAGAAGUCCUUUUCUCGGACAAAACAGGGACUCUGACCAAAAACCUGAUGGUGUUCAAGUCAUGCUCCAUUAAAGGACUCAUGUAUGAAGAGAGGGAUUCUAAACUGUAUGAUGUGGAACGAUUUGAUGAACCCGUCGAUGUGUUUCAGACAGACAUCAAAUUCUUCUUCAAAAUCCUCGCUCUCUGUCACUCCGUACAAGUAUCGAACGAAGACAUGAAGAAACUCAGCGCCCGCCUCUCAGUCACAGGCAACAUGCAGCUAAUGAACUUCUUUAAAAGAAAAAAGAUUAAAACUAACAACACCAACGGGUCAGUCGUCGACAAUGUGACUUGGAACUCUAUUAUCAAUGAGAAUGGGAACAAAAUUGAUUAUCAAGCAAGUAGCCCUGAUGAGAAGGCGUUGGUUGAAGUAGCUGAGCGGUUUGAUAUAACUUUUCUUGGUGAAGAAGGAAAUGAUUUAGUUCUAAAGGUUGGGGAGCAUACUGAAAUGUAUGAGCGACUUCAGAUAAUUGAGUUUACUUCAGAAAGGAAGAGGAUGUCUGUUAUACUUCGGGAUAGAGAUGGGAAGAUUUGGUUGUACUGCAAAGGAGCAGAGAGUUCCGUGUUCCCUCUGUGCACGAACUACAGCUGUGUGCAGGAGACUGACCGGGACAUCAACAUAUUUGCCAACAAGGGUCUCAGGACGCUCGCUAUCGCGUACCGAGAGGUGCCUGAGGAGGAGUAUGAGAAGGUUGCUGAAGCAAUAAAACGGCUAGACGGUAAGAGCGCGGAAGCACUGCAACAGGUGACGCAACAGUACCGCACGCUGGAGAGAAACCUCACGUUGCUCGGCGCUACCGGCGUCGAGGACUGUCUGCAGGACAACGUCGCUGACACACUGGCCUCGUUGCGAGCUGCCGGAGUCAAGACUUGGGUGCUCACUGGAGAUAAGGUAGAAACAGCAAUCAACGUAGCCCAAUCAUGCGCGCAUAUAUCAGAAAACGACAGAAGAAUGUUUAUGAUCGGUAUAGAGGACAGCACGACGUUACAAGCUCACAUAGGGGAGUGUUCCCGGAUCAUUAACGAACCGAGUUACAGGGACCUGACUUUAGUUGUAGAUGGCACUAGUAUGACGCAAGUACUGGACACUGCAUAUGCGCCGGCGUUUGUCAAUAUUGCUAUAAAAUGUCAUGCUGUUUUAUGCUGUCGGUUGUCGCCUAUACAGAAGGCUAAGAUAGUAAAAUUAAUAAAGGAGAGUGACGAACGACCUAUCACUGCGGCCAUAGGAGACGGAGCCAACGAUAUAUCUAUGAUACAGGAGGCACACGUCGGCUUUGGGAUCCUAGGGAGGGAGGGGCAUCAGGCCGGGAGAUCUGCGGACUUCGCGAUCACGAAAUUCUCAAUGAUCAAGAAGAUUCUACUAGUCAUGGGACACUGGUACAACCAGCGGCUGGCGACGCUCAUACAAUACUUCUUCUACAAGAAUCUAGUCCUCGGGAACAUUAUGUUCCUAUUCCAAAUCCACACGGUGUUCUCGACGCAAUCUAUCUUCGACUCAAUGUACCUGACGUUCUACAACCUCGUGUUUACCUCCGUGCCAGUGCUACUGCUGUCUGUCACUGAACAGGCCUGGUCUUCAGAUGUGCUCUAUAACAACCCUUCCUUAUACAGCGGUAUAAAGAAGAACAAGUUGAUGUCGUGGCCGUACUUCGUGUCGUGGUGCAUCGCCGCCACGUACCACUCGCUCGUCAUAUACUGGUUCAGUUAUUUCGCCUUCAAGUAUUCUGUCAUCAAUCUUGAUGGAAAGCCUAUUGAUUUGUGGUGUUUCGGCGCAGUGACGUUCCACCUGCUGACAGUGAUAGUGAACCUGAAGCUGUGGCUCCACGCGCGCUACCACACGCUACUGUUUGUGUUGUCCGUCGUGCUAUCCAUAGUCGUCUAUAUACUGUUCAAUACUGCGUAUUCUUUUAUUUAUCUGCAAAUCGACGGCGAUGUCCUUGGCACGUAUAUAAGGUUACUUCAGUCUCCUGGCUUCAUGUUCCUCAACCUAGUUGUGGUGAUAGCCUGUCUACUGCCGGACUUUGUCGUCAGGAUCCUCUCCGAGCGACUCGUUAGGAUGAAGAUCUUACAACAACCCACCGAACCUGAUGUUUUUAUUACUAGUCUAUGAUAUAAUCAGGAAUAAAUUUGCCGCUGUAAGAAUAGCAGUAAGGAGGGAGUUAAUUGUUAUGUUAUCGGCUUACUCACGUAACUGUUUGACGAGGAACUCGACUAGUUUCCAGCCAUGCUAGAGACUCAUAUUCAUGAGCAACAUUCAGACUGAGUAAGCCGAUUACAUAAUAAUUAAAUUAGUAUGUCUCACGAAAGUUAUACUAAUAAAAAAUGGAGGAAGUUUUCCACCAGGCCGCUACUGUAGCGAAAGCUUUACCAAUAUAGUCUUUGGACAUAAAAUUUUUGACAGCUAUAGUGUUUAGAUAUGAUCUAAAGCUACAUAUGCGCCAUCUGGCGAAAAAAAAAACGAAUUACUAAGUUAAUGCAUUACCAUGGGAAAAUAAACUUUAUAUCAAAUGUCGUAGAGGCAAUAAUCAUGACUAUACAGAAUGAUUUUAUUAGUAAGAUCUAAAGCUAUAUAAGCGCCGCUGGUGAAAAAACAGUUGAUGCAAUACCAUGGGAAAAUAAACUUUAUUUCAAAUGUCGUAGACGCAAUAAUUUAUUAGUAAAAGUUUGACAUAACUCACAAAUAUUAUAAUGAAAUGAGUAUGAAAAUGAAAUAAUACGUAAAUAGAGUAAGAAUAAGGUAAGUUUUUGAGAAACGUAUGUGAUAUAUACAGGGUGUAGGUUAGACAAACUACAAGUUAUAUGAAACGAUUUUAUUGUGCUAUUGUAUCUAAUAUUUGGUGCAAUAACAAAAUAAGCCAAAGUUAACUAAAUAACUAGCUACGGUGCUGAUCGUAGCGGAAAAUGAAUGAAACUAUUUUUGUAGUCAAUUUUUGAACAGUAAAAAUACACCCUAAAUUAUAGACAAAUUGGAUAAUUGUAAAUAGAUACUAUAAGGUCAAUUGUUUAAAGUUUAAUUAAAGUGAGAUAAUUUAUUAAUUAUAUUUGUUAGUGUGCAGAAUGAGUACCUAUUUUAAACUCAAUUAAGUUAUAUGAUUUUGUUGAGUAAGUAAAUUAACUAAAAAUAACGAUUUACUCACGUAAAUACAUUGAGAAAAGCUCUACUCGUUUCGAGUCACAGAAGGACUCUUCCUCAUGAGCAGCGUCUGCGGACGUCACGCAGCCUAUACUGAUAUACAUUACUGACCUACUAGCAUACUGGUCAGUAGUAGAACUCAGUGGAUAAACCGUUAUUUUUAGUUAAUUUUGUUAGUUAACGAUAGUUAUUAUAAAACAUUUACCGCCGUACUCAGAGUCAUUUCAGUCAGUCAGUCCUUAGCAAUUGUUUUCGAUACAAAAUCGUUACUAAGGAAAUGUUUAAGUAAUCAUUAAAUGACUCUGAGUACAUUAUAACUAACUUUUGGCCUGUAAACUAGGCUAAAAAUUAUGUAUAUUUUGGAUAUAGUAUUAACUGUGUUUUACUAGUCCAAAUGUCAUAUUUCGGGUAAUAAAUGAAUGUGAUAAACCAUUUAGAUUUAAUAGUUUAAUUAAUGAUGAUUUGUGAGAAAGUUGAGUGCACAAUGAUUUCUUGAUGAGUCCCUCUCGGUUAUUAAUUUAAUUUUCAUCGCACUAAUACAUAUUAUAAAGUUUGUUUGUAUGUUUGUCCGUCAAUCACGCUGAAACUACUGAACGGAUUUUAAUGAAAUUGGAUAUUUUUUAUACAAGGGAAAACAGGUGAAGCCGCUGGCAGAAACUAGUAUAAAGUAUAGCUGAAAAUGUCUUGUUCCGUGUCUACUCUCUAAGACAGUCCAGAUUUUUGUGAUAAUUAUAAUAGUUCCAACGCAUAUUUAAUUAUAUCAUUACUCAGUGGUCUUAUAAUGUGUGAUGAAUCAAUGAUAUGUAAUGAUAUCAUUGAUUGCUUUGACGGAUACGUUCAAAAAUCGUUCCAUGACUUACCCAUGUACAGAAUUUAGGUAAGUAGGCACCUAAUUAUGUAAGUAUAUAAAAAAACUCACAGAAACUCACAGAAACUAUAUAAAAAAACCGAACAGAGUACCUUCUCCAUUUUUUGAAGUCGGGAAAAAUAAGAAGUUGGUAAAAAAAUAUAAUUAUUUUACUAAUGUGAGUAGGUAAACUAUGUGCAUUUCAAAAAUGAAUUGUAGAAUAAAUUAUUAUUACAGAUAUUUUUAGAAUAUUAAUAAAUCUUGUUUAUUAGGUUUAUUUAAAGUUUAAGUACAACAUUCUUCUGUACAAAUAAAUAAUUUAUUGCGAAAAAUAGUGCGUUUAGUAGUCAGAAGCACAUUUUUCUUUAAUGACAAAUGAAUUACCUAUUUAGUUUAUGUAGGAUAGUGUAAGAUUUACCUCGCAUAAGUGAUGUACAUAUUGUGUGUUAGAUAAAUUAUUAUUAUUAACAUAAAACAUUAAAAUAGAUUUUUUAUAAA